AUGCAGGAUGUUGAGGUGAAUGGAUCCCUGGUCAAUCUGCCCCUGGUCCUUGCAUCGGGUAAACUCUACGCCUAUUACAGCGGCUCGUCUGCUGUGCUCCAGACCGACUUUGGCCUCUCUGUGUCCUACGACUGGUCCCACUCUGUGUCGGUUUCUGUUUCUGAGAUCUACUUUGGGUCACUGUGUGGACUCGGUGGGGAUUUCAAUGGGAACCAGAGUGAUGAUUUCCGGACCCCAAACGGUUCUGUGGUCCAUGACGCUGUCACCUUUGGCAAUAGCUGGAAGGAUGCUGAUUCCCCUUUUCAUUGCACAGCCGUUGGGCUCCCAGCCCCAUGUAAUGAAGCAGAACAAGCCCAGUACAGAUCUCAGAGCUACUGCGGGGUCAUCGCAGACACUGCUGGGCCUUUUAAAGAGUGUAACCAGCUGGUUGAUGCUCAGAUCCAUUUGGAGAACUGUGUGAGGGAUGUGUGUGUGACUCGGGGCAGCCGGCAGACCCUGUGUGAAGUGCUUCGCAGUUAUGCCCAGCAGUGCCAAAGUCGCGGCAUUGCCAUUGAGCCAUGGAGACAGCGGGCUGUGUGCGAGUUAACUUGCCCCCCGAACAGCCACUAUGAGCUCUGUGGACCUUCCUGCCCGGCCUCUUGUGCCCACCCAGCUGUGCCCUCCCGCUGCCGGACUGCGUGUAAAGAAGGGUGCCAGUGUGAUCCUGGCUUUGUGCGGAGUGGCACUGACUGUGUGCCUCCAGAGCAGUGCGGCUGCACCCACAAUGGCAGAUACCACCUGGCAGGGGAAAGCUUCUGGGAAGGAGAAAAUUGCCGGAGAUUGUGCAGAUGUGACGGCUCCUCCCACGCUGUCCAGUGCUCCCGCUCUGCCUGUGCCCCUGGGGAAUUCUGUGGCACUCGAAAGGGGGCUUAUGGGUGCCAUGAGCGAACCAACGGCAUCUGCUGGGCGUCUGGUCUGCCCCAUUACACUACGUUUGAUGGGAAGCGAUACGAUUUCCAGGGCACCUGCAAAUAUGUGUUUGCUGAACUGUGUGGGGCAUCAAAGUCCUUAUCCUUCUUCAGAGUGGAAGUGAAGAACGAAAACCUGCCCCAUGUUCCUGUGGCUGUGACCUCGGAGGUGUUUGUCCUUGUGAACAAGACUGAGAUCCAUCUGCAGAGAGGGCAGCAGGGGACAGUCAAGAUCGCUGGAGUGACGGUGACCCUCCCAGUGAAUGUGAAAACACUAGGAGUUGCCAUUUAUCAGCAUGGGCUGUAUACAGUACUGCAGACUCCCUUUGGGCUGAGUGUGAGCUACGACCUGGCCCACAGCCUCUUUGUCAGCCUCGCUCCUGAGUACCGAGGUCAGACCUGCGGGCUGUGCGGGAACUUCAAUGGUGCCGCUGAGGAUGAUUUUGUGACGCGUAACGGCUCUCUAGGGAAGGACGCCUUCCACUUCGCUGCAGACUGGAAGUCGGAGGAUGUCCCUGGCUGUGACGACGGCUGCUCUGAUUCCUGCCCUGGGUGCGAAGAGGAGGAAAGUCUGGUGCAGUCCAAGUCCCGGUGCUGGGUGAUCCAGGAUCCCAAUGGGCCGUUCGCCUCUUGCCACUCCCAGAUUGACCCAGGCCCCUAUCUGUCUGAUUGCAUCUUUGACCUGUGUGUGUCAGGAGGGGAGAGCAGUGUCCUGUGCCAGUCCAUUCAGACAUACGCAGCCGCCUGCCAGAGAGCGAAUGUCACCAUCUCACCUUGGAGGAGCGAGUCUUUCUGUGACCCAGGAUGCCCAGCACACAGUCACUACAAGCUCUGCGAGCCCGCCUGCCGGGACUCCUGUGCACGCAGCUUGGUCCAGGCUCACUGCAGCCAUCUGUGUGCCGAAGGCUGUUUCUGUACCGACGGGUACCUGCGCAGCGGGGCCAGCUGCGUUCCAGAGAAGGAGUGCGGCUGCGUGCGCAAUGGGCUGCAUUACCCAGUUGGGGACCGGGUCUGGAUCUCCGGUUGCCAGGAAAGGUGCAGCUGUGAUGGCCAUUUAAAUUUUCACUGUGUCCCCGCCAGCUGUAACCCCAGCCAGCGGUGUGCUGUGAAGGACGGGAAGUUGGGCUGCCAGAGCCAGCUGACCACCUGCACGGUGACAGGGGACCCUCACUACUUCACCUUCGAUGGGGCAGUGGCCCAUUUCCAGGGCACAUGCGCCUACGAGAUCUCACACACCUGCAACUCCUCCCUCGACUUCUCCUUCCGGGUGGUGGCCACAAACAGGCACCGCAGGAAUCGCCGGGUCUCCUUCGUCUCCCGGGUGGACGUCUGGCUCGAGAAAGGGGAUCAGGACACUCACGUUGUCCUGGGGGACAGCAAGGCUGCUGAGGUUAACGGGGAGAGGGUGAGCCUGCCGCACGCCCUGGGCCCUCUGGGCAGUGUGACCAGGAUCAGAAACCUGGUGACCAUACAGACCCCAGCCAAUGUGGAGAUCCAGUUCAAUGGCCGCCACACUUUGUUCGUCCGCGUGGGCCCGGAGUAUCGGGCGCGGCUGUGCGGGAUGUGUGGGAAUUUCAACGACAUCCGCAGGGACGACAAAGUCCUGCCCAGCGGGGAGAGAGCCCGGAGUGACGCAGAGUUCGGGAACGCCUGGAAGUCUGAGCCCAGCCCGGCCAGGUCUGGUAUCCUGACGGAGCAGUGGGAUCCCUGA
This is a messenger RNA of Caretta caretta (loggerhead turtle), 2658 nucleotides long. The record is from RefSeq and is a predicted model, not a curated record. NCBI's taxonomy places the organism in Eukaryota, Metazoa, Chordata, Testudines, Cheloniidae.